AUGACCACGAUCCCCGGUUAUGCUCUACGCAGAAAUGGGUCUUGUCUUAGCACCGAGAAUGACUGUGGUCCAACGACCUCCCCGUUCCAUGCUUGCUGCCCUGGAAACAUGUUCUGCCCAGGCCCCCAGCACAAUGUCAUCUGCUGCGAAUCCAACGCAGAUUGCAACCAAAAGAUCGACGAUAAUUGCGCCGAUCUCACGACAGAUCUAUACUCGACUAGUUCUAACCUGACAGCCGAUGCAUUUUGCUGCGCACAAGAUAAACAUGGCUUCUCUUUCGAAGGUGGUGGAGCUGGAUGUGCAGACCAACUGUCUGAUUUGAUAAUCGGCCAGGUUGAGCUACGAGUUCUGUCCUCUGCUGAAGUCACACCCACACCCAGCUCACGACAUAUCUCCUCUACAACCGUCCCUACUCCGACCACUUCUACCAUUCCAUCUUCAAGACCCAGUCCCACGAGUGUGAGUGAACCUACUUCAGCUUCAUCAACCAAUGUUGGGGCUAUAGCAGGUGGCGUUGUCGGUGGUGUUGUCGGAGUGGCCAUUGUGGCCGCGCUUUUUUGGCUGCUUCUACGCCAACGAAGAAAAUCGGCGUCAGCAGACAACUCGAGCAUUGGCCACUCUCAAUUUGGAAGCCCCUCACAGUCUGUAUUCAGCUCCCGAUUCUCGAAGAAUGAUCAUCAAGAACAUCCGCAGGAGCUUGGAACCAGAGAAACACAACUUGCAGAGCUAUCAGGUGGACCCAGCACUUGA
Molecule: messenger RNA, 750 nt
Organism: Penicillium brevicompactum
Lineage: Eukaryota; Fungi; Ascomycota; Eurotiomycetes; Eurotiales; Aspergillaceae
Exons: 2
Coding region: 1-750 (249 amino acids)
Source: RefSeq, a predicted model, not a curated record